This is a messenger RNA of Microtus oregoni (creeping vole), 2521 nucleotides long. RefSeq names its product isocitrate dehydrogenase (NAD(+)) 3 catalytic subunit alpha (gene Idh3a). Gene Ontology annotation, molecular function: NAD binding; magnesium ion binding; isocitrate dehydrogenase (NAD+) activity. The record is from RefSeq and is a predicted model, not a curated record. Gene Ontology annotation, biological process: isocitrate metabolic process; tricarboxylic acid cycle. The coding region runs from base 25 to 1173 and encodes 382 amino acids. Lineage: Eukaryota; Metazoa; Chordata; Mammalia; Rodentia; Cricetidae. Gene Ontology annotation, cellular component: mitochondrion. The transcript is spliced from 11 exons.
GCUUGAGGAGCGCCGGCUACGCGCAUGCGCCCUGGUGUUGCCGCUGUCGCCGCCGUGAGGGAAGUGGACGCGAUGGCUGGGUCCGCGUGGGUGUCCAAGGUCUCUCGGCUGCUGGGUGCAUUCCACAAUACAAAACAGGUGACAAGAGGUUUGGCCGGUGCUGUUCAGACAGUAACUUUAAUUCCAGGAGAUGGAAUUGGCCCAGAAAUCUCAGCCUCAGUUAUGAAGAUUUUUGAUGCUGCCAAAGCCCCUAUUCAAUGGGAGGAGCGGAAUGUCACUGCCAUUCAAGGACCAGGAGGAAAGUGGAUGAUCCCUCCAGAAGCCAAAGAGUCCAUGGAUAAGAACAAGAUGGGCUUGAAAGGCCCACUAAAGACCCCAAUAGCAGCUGGCCAUCCAUCUAUGAAUCUAUUGCUCCGUAAGACAUUUGACCUUUAUGCCAAUGUCCGGCCGUGUGUCUCCAUUGAAGGUUAUAAAACCCCUUAUACAGAUGUAAACAUUGUCACCAUCCGAGAGAACACAGAAGGAGAGUACAGUGGAAUUGAGCAUGUGAUUGUUGAUGGUGUCGUGCAGAGCAUCAAGCUCAUCACAGAAGAGGCGAGCAAGCGCAUUGCAGAGUUUGCCUUCGAGUAUGCUCGGAACAAUCACCGGAGCAACGUCACAGCAGUGCACAAAGCCAACAUCAUGCGGAUGUCAGAUGGGCUUUUUCUGCAGAAAUGCAGGGAAGUUGCAGAGAACUGUAAAGAUAUUAAAUUCAAUGAGAUGUAUCUUGAUACCGUAUGUUUAAAUAUGGUGCAAGACCCAUCCCAAUUUGAUGUUCUUGUCAUGCCAAACUUAUAUGGAGACAUCCUUAGUGAUCUGUGUGCAGGUCUGAUUGGAGGUCUUGGUGUGACUCCAAGUGGCAACAUUGGAGCCAAUGGUGUUGCCAUCUUUGAAUCGGUUCAUGGAACAGCCCCGGACAUUGCAGGCAAGGACAUGGCCAACCCCACCGCCCUUCUGCUGAGUGCCGUGAUGAUGCUGCGCCACAUGGGACUCUUUGACCACGCAGCCAAAAUCGAGGCUGCGUGUUUUGCUACUAUUAAGGAUGGAAAGAGCUUAACAAAAGACCUGGGAGGCAACGCUAAGUGCUCUGACUUCACAGAAGAAAUCUGCCGCCGAGUAAAGGACUUAGAUUAGCACCUCUGCAGGUGGAUUUGCUGCUGUCAGUCACUUCAGAAGGAUACCCUGGAAUCCUCCUCGAGAACGCCCGCCAUUGGUUUGCUUGCUUCUUGACAGAGUACAUUUUCAAAUCCGGCCUUUUCUUAACAAAACCCUUGCAACAGAUGCACAUGAAGGCUCCGGCCUGCAUUGGGUUUUCCCAAGUGCUUGUUGUAUUUAUUGUCUAUCUGGUAAACCUUUUUUUGUAAACUGUAAGUGAACUGUAUCAUUUACCAUUGUUACCCAUUUUACACUUCAGGCAAAGUAGUUUUUCCUCAACUGUAAAUAUUAUGAUACAGAAUUAAUAAGAGAAAAUAUUUAACUUUUUAACAAAAGCCCUGUUUUUUGGUUUAUGAAAACAUACUGAGAAUUAAACAGGGUUUUAACAAUCGCACAAGAUAACAUUAUUCUAGAACUAAAUGGGCUCAAAAGGAAUUUCUUAGGAAAGUUCACAGCAAAAAUGGUAUAUUUCUUAGCAAUAUGGAAAAUAAAAAUAUUUGUCCUGUACAUGAAUUAUUAAUAAAAAUGUAAGCUCCAAGAAAUAUAUAAUGGACGAUGUAAUUUUGUUAAUAACGUAUAGGUAAUCCUUGAGCCAAAGCCCCAGAUGCCCUGUGUAUUAGAUUAUUUUGUUAUCUUGAGAUUCACUAUUUUUUUGGGAGAACUCUUAAUUAAGGGAGAUCAUUCCUCUUUAGAAGACACAUUGUAAGAAAGCAUUUGAACCCCUGAACUCGCCCCUCAGUUGGGGAGCCAGCUACUGCAAAUGACUCCUGUGUGGCCCUGGGAGGAAGCCACACUCCGCUGGUGCUGCAGGUGACACUGGAAAGGCUUGGCUACCUCUCUCAGCUGUAGUCGAGGACCGUGGGAUGCUGGCUAUGAUUUAUAUUUCAUAGCUGCCCCUUCACUUCCCCUAGAACACCCAGUCACUGCCAUCUGCCCCAGUAGCACCCACAAAAGACCCCACUGCAGAGGCAGAGCUGACUCAGCCCAGACUGGGGCUCGUGUUACUAGCUUCUGACCCUCAGCUUCCUAUCCCUACCCUCCCUCAGCUCUGCACCACAGCAUGAAGCUACUCUUUGGCCCACACCAAAGUUAAGCUGUCUUCCCUCAGCCCUUGUACCAGUUUGCAAACCCAUGGCUUUGUAUAAUGUACCCAGGUCACAAGGGGAUUUCUUAACAACAGAUCUCCCCAUCUGGGUCAUUUUUAAAGCUCUUAUUCAGAUUUAAAAUCUGUAUUUUACUUUCAACUGCUGCUUUCUCUGUCUUACUGGAUUGUUCUAGUUACCAGUGGCUUUGGGUUCACAGUAAUAAAGAAUUUAAAAACUGCUGA